AUGAAGAUUUCCUCGUACGCAGCUCUCGCCCUUGCGGUGGUGUCAGUCUAUGCACGCAAGUGCCAGAACAUUACCGUCUCGGUGUCCAUCACUGCCCGCAACGGCGUUUUUAACGUGCAGCCCACUCAGUCCAACAUUGAAGUCACAGACUUUGUCCUCGACGGCACACAACAGGGCCAUAACGCCACCGCACAAGUCCUCGAAGGCUACGCAGACGUCUCGGGUACUUACAACCUGGCCACUACCUACUGCACUCCAGAUAGCGGACCAGGCAGAGCAGUCCAGCUCCUAACCCACGGUAUCGGUUUCGACAGGAGCUACUGGGAUCUGUCGUACAACAACUACAACUACUCCUACGUAGAGCAAGCCCUCGCAGCCGGCUACAGCACACUUUCACACGACCGCCUUGGCAUCGGCCAGUCCGCGCGCGCCGACCCCAUCCAAGACAUCCAAGCCUCCCUGGAAGUCUCCGCCCUCAUCGCCCUCACGAAGCUCCUCCAAAACGGCGGCAUCUCCGGCGUCAGCGAGACCUACUCCAAAGUCAUUCACGUCGGGCACUCCUUCGGCGCUGUGCAAUCCUACGCCCUGACGCGCGACUACCCUCAACUCUCCUCCGGCCUCGUCCUCCAAGGCUUCUCCCAAAACUCCACCUUCCUCCCCUACUUCCAGCUCGGCGCCAAUUUCGUCGCCGUCCAAAACACGCCCCUCGCCUCCCAAUACCCCGCCGGCUACUUCGCCGCCGGCGACCCUUCAGGCGUACACACCAACUUCUUCGCCCCCAGCGACUUCGACCCCGCCAUCCUCGACCUUGCCUACUCCACAGGGCAGCCCGUCAGCCAAGGCGAGCUCCUCACCAUCGGCGGCGCCGCCACGGGCGUCAACACCUUCGCGGGCCCUGUCCUCAUCAUCACGGGCCAGCGCGACGUCCCCUUCUGCGGCGGUGACUGCCUCCUCACGGGCGACCCCAGCUUGUCCAGCAUUCCUGAGUCGAGCAAACAAUACUUCCCGAACGCCAAGAACUUCGAGGUUGUGAUUGUCCCCGGCGCGGGCCAUGGCUUGAAUCUGCAGUAUACCCACACGCAGACGUACAGUGCGAUGCUGGAGUUCUUGAGCGCCAACGAACAGGCGGGUCCCGUGAAGCGGACGUUCCGCGCUUGA
This is a messenger RNA of Cyphellophora europaea CBS 101466, 1158 nucleotides long. RefSeq lists its product as uncharacterized. The record is from RefSeq and is a predicted model, not a curated record. The coding region runs from base 1 to 1158 and encodes 385 amino acids. The transcript has a single exon. Lineage: Eukaryota; Fungi; Ascomycota; Eurotiomycetes; Chaetothyriales; Cyphellophoraceae.